This is a messenger RNA of Mustela erminea (ermine), 1244 nucleotides long. RefSeq lists its product as uncharacterized. The record is from RefSeq and is a predicted model, not a curated record. The coding region runs from base 1 to 1143 and encodes 380 amino acids. NCBI's taxonomy places the organism in Eukaryota, Metazoa, Chordata, Mammalia, Carnivora, Mustelidae. The transcript is spliced from 5 exons.
AUGCGGGCCAGACAUGGAAGCGGGGGCGCCGGCUCCUGCCCCGUGGUCCGUGCAGCCGGUCGCCCCGAGCGCCCUGCGCGCAGCGACGGCGCUUUCCUUACGCUCGUGGAUUCGGAGUCAGGAACUGCGACGACCCGGGCGGCCCGCCUGCUUCUGCUCCGCGAGGGGAAGGCCUCCGAAGAGGAGACCCGGCGGAGGCGGCGGACCACCGCGGCCGCGAGGAUCCACUCCCAAGGCGGCUUGGUCACGGGGGUGCGCGGAGGCUGCGGGCGCUGCCGGCCGGAGCCCCUGCACGGGACCCUCCGGCACGGUCACCUCGGGGAAGUUCCGUUUCUCACGGCGCAGCGCGCGGUCCGCGGGGAAUCUGGAAACCACGCACGCUCUGCGGCCCCUCCCAGCGGCGUGUGCGGGUUUACUUGCCCCCGGGCCGGGCUUCAGAAUCCGGCAGGUCAGAGAAGCGGUCUCGCGUUCCGGCCGCGGCCCGAUCGGAAGUGGAUACCGCGGCCCAGGAAGCCCGUCCCCUGUGGCGUCGUGUGGCGUCGUGUGACGUCACGCCCCCCCCCCCCCCCCCCCCCGUCACAAGAGUUGCUGAAAUGUUGCGGGAUCGCUGUGCUUACGGUUGCAUCCUGUCAGCCCCGCCCACGGCCUGACUCUGUUCCACCUCUCCUGCCCCGCAGCACGGACCCCUCCAGCAUCCGCCGUAAGGUCCGCGAACGUGAACUCGGCGGGGGCAGGGCGUCUUUGGCUCUCUCUGAUGUUCUGCACAAGAAAAAAUGGAAUAUCCCAGAUCCGGAUGAGAUGGAAGGAAGGAGUGAGGGGCCAUCUCAGGUGCUGGGAGACAUGCUGGUGGUUUGGACCACGGAGGUGAUACUGGAGUCUCUGCCUGCCUGCGUCACAGCACCUGCUCCUCCUCUGACGUCAGGUCUGCUUCUACUACCCCACCCCCACGGCCUGCCAGCGUCAAGACUCCCCCGGCUGCCUGCCUGUGUCACAGAACUUUCUCCUCCUCUGACGUCUCCCCACCUCCCUGCCUGCCGGCAUCACAGCACCUUCUCUGACAUCACGGCUCCCUCCACCUUCCUGCCUGCCAACGUCACCGCACCUCCUCUGACGUCACAUCUCCCUCCACCUCCCUCUUUUUAGCAAGCUUAGGGUUAUGCCCAGGGCCCAUCCCAGUCCUCCAGGAUUAUAUCUUCAUCUCAAGAUGCUCGGCUUAAUCGUAACUGCCAAACCCUCUUGCCAUA